This is a messenger RNA of Fusarium falciforme, 507 nucleotides long. RefSeq lists its product as hypothetical. Bases 1 to 507 code for a protein of 168 amino acids. The transcript has a single exon. The record is from RefSeq and is a predicted model, not a curated record. NCBI's taxonomy places the organism in Eukaryota, Fungi, Ascomycota, Sordariomycetes, Hypocreales, Nectriaceae.
AUGGCCCCCCAACCCUCUUUUCCCCCUUACGAGGUCUCCCUAGUCUCCAUCAAAUCCCCGAAUCAGAUCCUCACCUCCGACCCCUGCGGUACCGAGCCGUCCUACCACUCCCAAAACCCCAAGGUGCUGCACCUCACCAACAGCGGCGAGUCGAGCUUCAUUGGCCUCGAAUACCUCCAGAAACUCCACGCCGCAAAAUUCGGCUCCGACAAGGCCCUGCCGGAAAUAGACGCCAGCACAGAGGUGCAGCUCCGCUCCCGAUUCGUCGACACCGACGAGGCCCAAGUGACGACCCAUCGCAUCCUGUACGCGCCACAAUACGACAUUAUAUUUAUCAGGCAUGACUGGGAACGGCCGGUACAGCAAUGCUGGGCGAGGCUGAACUCGGAACCCAAGUCAGGACACAAGUCAAAGAAGAGGCCGAGCCAAAAGAAGCCUCACAAACGACACCAAGCCACGCAGCGGAGAAGACGUGCGCGGACACUCAAGCAAUGCAAUACCGUGUAG